This is a messenger RNA of Microthlaspi erraticum, 312 nucleotides long. The record is from the annotation of a GenBank genome assembly. Lineage: Eukaryota; Viridiplantae; Streptophyta; Magnoliopsida; Brassicales; Brassicaceae.
AUGAGUUCGCUUUGCAAGCUAAAGAGGAUGGUGAUGAAGGAGGUUAUUGCGAUUUCGACCCAGGCGACGGUGGACAAAACCGUGGAAGAAAACGUUAUCACAAACCCUGUUGUUCAGACAGACCAAAUAAUAACGCUACCACGGUGCCAAACAGACCCUUCAUGGAGCACAGAUUGCAAUCUCUUUGGAAGUGGCUUCGUUAUCGAUCAGGAAAACGACGAACGAAUCUUAGGAGCAAUGGCUGAGUACCAAGUCUCCACACCUCUCCAUGCUGAACUCGCAGCUCUAGUAUGGGCUAUGAAGAAUGCUUAA